GCCAUCGGGGCGCACUGGACUGUGGACAGGAUUUUUCAAAGACAAAACAUCCAGGGAAAAAGCAAAGUAGUAUCAAAGUUGCUACCUUUAACAGUUUAGUGACUUUAGCAAUGUGCUGAUGCGUUUAUCCUGCACGUAUCAACGUGGCGUAAAAGUAUAACCCGACCAGCGCCGUGCGUAAAAGUUUAUUUUUCCGUUGGAGACCAUGCGCAGCUUCUCGGAGCCGUGCGUCCCAGGUGGGGUACCGCAAGCCUUUCCAGCAAGAGUCGGAGAUGCGCCCCUUCGCGGGACUGUCCUGACCAGACCCCCGCUGUUGCCGGCCAUGGCUUUAUCCUCCGGAGGAUCAGCAGAUCCCAGUUUGGAUCCGAUGAUUCACAUGUCGCCGCCUGGGCAGUCUGCGAUUUUGUGUCGGCCUCUGGAGGGAGGGGAAAUGGCAGAUGAUGAGCCUAAAGUUUAUUUAGAAGCAAGCGACCUUUGGAAACAGUUCCACAAAUGUGGCACUGAAAUGGUCAUUACAAAAUCUGGGAGGCGCAUGUUUCCGCCGCUCAAGGCCAGGUGCACCGGGAUGGACAGAAAAGCCAAAUACAUUUUUCUGAUGGACAUCGUGGCGGCUGAUGACUGCAGGUAUAAGUUUCAUAACUCCCGCUGGAUGGUGGCGGGGAAGGCGGACCCGGAGAUGCCCAAACGCAUGUACAUCCACCCGGACAGUCCGGCCACGGGCGAGCAGUGGAUGUCUAAAGUGGUCAACUUCCACAAACUGAAACUGACCAACAACAUAUCUGACAAACAUGGAUUUACAAUUCUCAACUCCAUGCACAAAUACCAGCCGAGAUUUCAUAUAGUGAAGGUGAAUGACAUCCUCAAACUGCCUUACAGCACCUUUAGGACGUACAUCUUUUCUGUGACAGAGUUCAUCGCAGUAACAGCUUAUCAGAAUGAUAAGAUCACACAGCUGAAAAUAGACAACAAUCCCUUUGCGAAGGGAUUCCGAGACGUGGGCAACGGAAGACGAGAAAAGAGGCGAGUUAAUCACUUCAGUUAUUGA
Molecule: messenger RNA, 1045 nt
Organism: Lates calcarifer (barramundi perch)
Lineage: Eukaryota; Metazoa; Chordata; Actinopteri; Centropomidae
Product: T-box transcription factor TBX3-like
Exons: 4
Coding region: 206-1045 (279 amino acids)
Biological process (GO): heart looping; positive regulation of DNA-templated transcription; cell fate specification
Cellular component (GO): nucleus
Molecular function (GO): DNA-binding transcription factor activity, RNA polymerase II-specific; RNA polymerase II cis-regulatory region sequence-specific DNA binding
Source: RefSeq, a predicted model, not a curated record